This is a messenger RNA of Aspergillus melleus, 1221 nucleotides long. Its product is annotated as Phosphatidylinositol-4-phosphate 5-kinase. The transcript has a single exon. The record is from RefSeq and is a predicted model, not a curated record. Lineage: Eukaryota; Fungi; Ascomycota; Eurotiomycetes; Eurotiales; Aspergillaceae. The coding region runs from base 1 to 1221 and encodes 406 amino acids.
AUGCCGUCCUUCUCGAAUGACGGCCCCUAUCAAACAGCCACCGCCACGGCCACUCAUCCUCGACCUUUCGACUCGCCGCAAGGGAAACCGCACGAUAAGGCUUCCGUCGGCAACACGUUUCUCUGGACCAACUGGCCCAACGGAGACGCCAACCACAACGACGCCCCCCCGAACGACCGUCAACACCUCGCCAAUGGCAGUGCCUAUUCUCUGAAUGGGCCCCGAUCGAGCGCCAGCUCCUACCACCGAGAUCUCCCUCACUCGAAAGAUGGAAGCAUGCACUCGCUAGGCAACGGAUCCGCUCGAGACCCUCGAGAUGGGGGGAGACCCUCGAUGACGCCGGACAGGGAUUACACCCCGCGAUCCUCGGAUGUCGGCGCUGGUGCCGGUUCGAUAACUUCGGUUUCUGGUCAUCAGCCCAAUGGCACGUCGUUGGGUCCUCGUUCGCUCGGCGGCAAACCGAUGGUGAACGGUGACCAUUCUCGCGCCUCCGUCGACGAAUUGGCCUCCCUGGAUACGUCGGGUAACGUAAACGGAACGCGCUUGUCAUCCUCGCAGCCCGAAGAUAGUGGGUACCUUUCGCCGGACGCCGACCGCAUAUCCCCUUCGCAAAAAGGACCUCAUCGCUACUCUUCCCCGCCCGUGCCGCCGAGCGCGGAUAGCUCUGCCCAGCAGGAUCCGAACCACCCUGGCCUUCGACAGCGUCAUACCCUUCAAGUACCUCGAACGACCAGCGGCCGCCGCAGUAGCCGCGACCACUCCGAAGAUGCUUACAGCAGUGGCCGUUUAUCGCCUACGACGAACGGCCGCCGUCCGUCCUUCACCCUCGGCCGCCGGGCCAGUCGAACCAAUCGCUCCGACACCUUCCCGGACGAGAUGAAUCCUGAAGACGACGCCGCUCGAUGGGCCGAAGCCAUCAAACACAGGAGGGCUUCGAGGCGAAGGCGCCGCGACGAUGACGACGACGAUCGCGUCAUUGUCGGAACGAAGGUGGACCAGAACCACGUAAAUUGGGUCACGGCGUAUAACAUGCUUACGGGCAUCCGAUUCACCGUGUCGCGGAUCAAUGCGAAGAUGGAACGGGAACUAACGCCGGCUGAUUUUGAAGCCAAGCACAAGUUCUCAUUCGACAUGUAUGCGUCGACUGCUUCUCCCCUGAUUUGUAUCCUUUGUGUUCAUCUGCUGAUCAUGCCAUCGACAACAGAACCGGCAAUGAGUUGA